This is a messenger RNA of Entamoeba histolytica HM-1:IMSS, 756 nucleotides long. RefSeq lists its product as uncharacterized. The coding region runs from base 1 to 756 and encodes 251 amino acids. The record is from RefSeq and is a predicted model, not a curated record. The transcript has a single exon. Lineage: Eukaryota; Evosea; Mastigamoebida; Endamoebidae.
AUGAAAAUAUUAUUUAUUUUAAUAAUUUACACAAAUGCACUAACUGUUUUUGAAGAAUAUAAUAAUAGAUCAAAACAAGCUCAAAGAGAAUUAUUAAUUGAACAUUUAAAACGACAAAAUUCAUUAAGAUUAUUAGGUAAAGUUGCAGGAAGUUCUUUGUCAUAUAAUGAAAUUAUUCAAGGAUUAAUUAAACAAAAUACUAUUGAAGCUCAAGAAGGAAAAGUUAGUGAAAAAAAAUUUAAACAAUUAAUUGAUGAUCGUAAUAAAGAAGUAGAGCAAAAAAGAAUGGAAUUAUUACGUAGAUUAGCUCAAAAUGAAAUAGACUCAGAUCAAGCUAAAUUAAAUGAAUUAAAACGUUCAGCAUUAGUUGCAACUACAUCUACAAACACUAUUGACUUUACUGAACUUCAAAAAACAAUAGAAAAAAAAUGGAGAGCUCAAAGAAAAGCACUUAUAAUGUUAGAAAGAGCUCGUGAUGCUAAAAAUAUUGCUUUGUUAGAACAAACCAGAAACCAACAAUCCCCUUCAUAUUCUAGUAAAAAAAGAGCUGAAUUUCAUUUUAAAGUUGCACAAAAAAGAAAUAAAAUUGCAACAAAAGCUAUUUCAAGAGCUCAAAAUGCUAAUCAAAAAGAAACUUUGUUAAUUCUAAAAAAACAAGCAGAAAUCAAAAACUUUGCAUUAAAAAAUGCUAAAAACGUUUUAAAAGAAACUUCAAGAAAAAUCAAGAAAUUUAAUAUUAGAGAUAAUUUAAUUUAA